Mesorhabditis belari is the source of this 921-nucleotide messenger RNA. Lineage: Eukaryota; Metazoa; Nematoda; Chromadorea; Rhabditida; Rhabditidae. The record is from the annotation of a GenBank genome assembly.
AUGCCUCCAAAACGUAAAUCGAAAAAGCCAUGCACAACCGGCCCACCAAAUUCAUUGCUUUUCCUCGAUAAUUCAAUGGACCCAUUCAUGUCCCAAUUGAGCCAAAUGUCAACAAUCACACCAAAUGAAAUCGCUCCACCACCAUUUGACAUUUUGCUAUCGAAUCACUUCUUCCGUCCGAUGUUUGAUGUGCUUUGUGAUCGAGAGAAUGAGAAUGCUCUUCAACCCCAGGAAUUCACACAUUUUGUUGAAGAGAUCGAUAAAGUCGAUAUGAUGCUGGAGACGAGAGCUGAUAUGAAAAAGGAUUGUGAAGCGAUGAAACAGAAAGUUUGCGAGGUGCUUGAAGUCCAGAAGUCGUUUAGGCCAAUAUCCGAUGAGGAUAAGCACAAAUCGAUGGACCUGGUGGAGAGACGAUUCCAGAAAGCUGAAUACCAAAUGAAGCAAGUCGUUUGCAAUCAAGCGCUCGUUCUCAGCAAUUCUUGUCUUGAUGCCAGAAGAAAACGGCGAAAUUUCUCAAAAGAGGCGACUGCUGUUCUCCAAGAAUUCUUCAACACACACGCCGAUCAUCCCUAUCCAACAGAUGAAGAAAAAGCGGAAUUGGCUAAGAAAUGCAAUAUCACAGUGCAACAGGUCUCGAAUUGGUUUGGCAAUCGAAGAAUUCGGCAAAAGAAACUCCCUCAAUUCAGACAAUAUGUAACAAUGCUUCCCGCUCAUCAAUAUUUAUCAGAUGUCCCCACUACAAGUUCAUUGCAUCCAUUGAGUGGAGGAAUUGAAAUUGAUUCACAUCUGAUGCCAACGACUCAUUUACCCUCUCUAAAUGAUCAGACUUAUCCAUCAUAUCUCUUCGACAACGUUUCCGAUCCAACGAAUAGUCAGCUCUCUGGUGUCUAUGGUUCUUCGAUGGCUAACUUGUACCAUCAA